Messenger RNA from Monomorium pharaonis (pharaoh ant), 3449 nucleotides. RefSeq names its product zinc metalloproteinase nas-8. The record is from RefSeq and is a predicted model, not a curated record. Lineage: Eukaryota; Metazoa; Arthropoda; Insecta; Hymenoptera; Formicidae. Gene Ontology annotation, biological process: proteolysis. The transcript is spliced from 4 exons. Bases 1652 to 2617 code for a protein of 321 amino acids. Gene Ontology annotation, molecular function: metalloendopeptidase activity; zinc ion binding.
AUUAAGAGCGUUCGUUCGUGUUUCCUUCCCUUUUUAAUUAACGAAUCAAUAGAGAAGGCUACAGAGGAAUAAAUCAAGGAAAGUACAAUUGCCGGCGUGAGCCGCCGCGUCAAAAGAUAAAGGAAAAGGACUAUCAUCAUGGAUGGAAAGUCAAGACUUCGAAUAUAUGUAGGAAGAGAGAUCGGACACCGCGAGGACGCGAUGAUGAGCUGAUGAGCAAGGCACAACAGCAGAUGGGCGAAGCUCAUCAGCGCAUCAUCGCAUCCUUAACGUCUCACUUCCGGUCUCACUUCCUAUAUACAUAUAUAUUCGAAGCCUCGACUUUCCAUCCUUGAUGACAUGUGCUUUUCACAUUUUGACGUAAUACCUUGACAAUGGCUGGAACGUUUAACUUGACUAUUGAAAGGAGAUCUUAUUCCUCCGCAUUGAGGAGGAUACAAAUCCAGAAUCGAAACGUCUGCGUUCGUAAUUGUUAUUAUUAACGUUCUUUAACCUUACGUACUAUCUACCUCGCACAUCAGCAAAUAUACUUCCUUUGGUUUUCUUUUUUUUAAUUAAACAUAUUGCUUUAACUAAGGCAACAUAUUGUAAAUGUAAGUAUAAUAUCGAAACGGGCGACAAGAGUGAUGGCCUUGACUAUUUGCCUGUCGCACUCCGAGGUUCUCCGAUGACAAAUGUUUGCCCGUGACAGGAUUAGCAUGUGAAUGACUCGGGAUAUUAAUCCCGUCGUUCUAUGUGCUAAUAACGCCGUUCUCCGAUUAUGCAAACGUACUUGAACGCACCGAGUGGCAAUGACCAUCUGGAUGGGUCCCGCGCUUCCUCACUUCCGCAGGGAACGUCGCAGUUCUUUAGAAGUCCCCUUACCUUUUAUUCCCUAGCGAGACGUGGAUAUUUUGAAACACCACAUUUGAAUUCUCUAAUCGCGAAGUUGACCCUUCGCAUAUUUCUUUCAACUCACCUUCCAGGCUUCGGCUUGGAAUUUAUUUCAAGCUGGCGUGUAGACGAGAAAACGUUUCACGCACAAUUUUCUCCAUUAAAUUUCUCAAGCCGAUUCCUUUAUUAGAUUUCGAAAUUAACCAAUCGAAUAUUUCCAAAUAGAGAUAAUUAUAUUUCUCCCGAGUGUCUCCCUAAUUCAAAUGCCGAAAAUAUGUCGGUAACGUCCAGCCCGUCCGUAUGUCAUUUCGAAGUUUCGAAAGAGGCGGCAAGAAAUUCGACCUCCUCCGAGUACUAAAGUAAUCGCGACCGUGUCGGAAGGAUUAGUGACUCACGUGACACCGGAGUAACCAGCGUCCUCGGGGGGAUCUUGGCCCGCCUCUCCGGUGUCGCGCCUUCGCGAGGUAUAAUCGGCGAGAUAUCAGGCGCAAAUCUCGCGCGAGCUCGCCGUCACCCAAAGUCCACGGUUAUCAACGGAUGGCCCCGAUCACUUCCGGUGCCGCUUCCUACGACGGGCACAUCCGCGCGCGGGGUGGGGCACAGAUUCUUUUUUUUUUUCCCUCCCCGAUGUGUGGAGUAUAAAAACGGGAACGACCCGAGCGGCUGCGUAUCAUUGCAUUCGCGCCCGUUGCCGAGAACUCGCGAAGGUGGUAUAUCUAGUGAUAUACCUAGGACCGGUCACCUCUCGCCGUGUUGGUUCGAUUGAACGUUAACGAUCAUGCCGCGCCGUUCGUUAAUCACCCUCGCGUUCCUCCUCCUGGCGACGUUGACGUCGGCGUGGCCGACCUAUCGCCGUCGGGACGUCUUCGACAACGCCGUGGACAGCCCCGGCGGACUGAUCGCUCACCUGCGGAAUUUCGGCGGUGCGCUCUACGGAUUCCCGAGCAACGAGACGGGGCUGAGGGUGGCGCGUUGGCGCGAGGACAUGGACGUGAACCCGGAGGAGCUUGGCGAGUACGCGGAGGGUGACAUUCUGUUUCCGCCGAGCAUCGGGAGAAACGGCCUCGCGACCGUCUCCGCCCGGUGGCCCAACGGCGUCAUUCCCUUCGUGAUCAGUCCUUAUUUCAACGCGCAGCAGCAGAGAGUUAUAUACGACGCAAUGGACGACUAUCACAAGUACACGUGCAUCAGAUUUAAGCCGUACACGGGCGAGGAAAGCGAUUACGUCAGAAUCACAGCCGGUAAUACCGGAUGCUGGAGCAGCGUGGGCAGAAUUGGCGGCCGGCAGGACGUAAACCUCCAGGUGCCCGGUUGCCUGACGCAGAAGGGCACGGUGAUACACGAGCUGAUGCACGCCGUCGGCUUUUUGCACGAGCACAGCAGAUACGAGCGGGACGAUUACGUGGACAUUCUGUGGAACAAUAUCGCGAACGGACACGCGCACAAUUUUAAUAAGGCUCCCCCGGAGGUCACCUACGCUUUCGGCGUCGGUUACGAUUACGGCAGCGUAAUGCACUACUCGUCAACGGCCUUCUCCAGGAACUACCAAUUAAAAACCAUUGUACCCAAAAGACAGCUGGACGGCGGCAUUUUGGAUCUUAUUGGCGGAAUCUUCCAGGGUAACAGCGAAGUAAAGCUCGGUCAACGGGAGGGAUUCAGCAAGAAAGACAUUCUGAAAAUCAGAAGGAUGUACAGAUGCGGCAAGCGUACCGGCAUAGUCGGUUACGUCGACAAUCAGUACUAAUGAAUGAACGCCGGCGGUGUUUAACGUGCGUCCACGUGUGUGUUGGCGCAAGAGAAAUAAAAGAAAAGACGUUCUUGAUUAGAUUUAAUUAAUAAGAAUUUUCGCGCGUAAUAAGAAAGAAAGAACAUCUAGUCUUAUGUGCAAAGUUUACGAUUGUAAAAAGUUGACAGCAAGUACAAACAGUAUUAUUAUACGUUAAUUAUUGUCAUAUAUUUUAUUACAUUAAAAUUAUUAUGAAUGUAUCUCUGUAUUUUACAAAGUUAUAUAAACUAACUUUUUAAAGUUAUAUGAUGUAAUACACACAAAUAUGCAUAUCACCUAUGACGUCUUUCUCAUUGACUUUUUUAUCUUCUUCGUUAUAUCUUUUUUGUUGGUCGUUAUCAAAUAUUAAUUAAAUAUCAAAAUUUAUAAAUAAAACGAACGAAACGUUCUGGAAAUUUUUAAUCGUUGAAAAAGAGUAUUACGUAAGUCUCCCUGGCGUAGUCAGAAAAAUGUGACGUUUCACGAAUAAAAUAUAUCAUUUAUCUAUUUGUUAAUACACAUAUUUUCAUUUAAAUCUACACACAACAUGUAUUUUUUAUUACAUAAUAACAAGAUUUUUUGUUAAAUUGGUUUUGAUAGAAAUUUAGAGAAAAUUGGCAAUUAAAUGAUAUUAAAAGUUAUUAAAGUUUAUUAAAAGUUAUUACAUUUAAUGAUACUUUUUAAAAUUAUUACUUGUUCUAGUUGUGUACGGAAACACAAUUUUCAAAUUAUAACGGAGCGACUCAUAAACAUAUAAUUUAUUAAAUGUAAAAUAAAAGUUUAAAUUAUAAUAUAAAAAAUUAUUAUUUUG